AUGGCGCGAAUUUCUUUCCUCGCCCUGGCUUCGGUCAUCAUCCUAAACACCUCAGCGACCAGUCUCGAGCGCGAUACCCUCAAACCCUUCCUGACCGCCCGCUUCUCACCUUCAGGCAACGAGUCAGUCUCACAAGCAUUCGAGAAUGAUCUGGUCCCACGAUACCUGAGCUGCACAGGAGGCGCUCAUCUUUGUCGUGCCGGCCAAUGCUGCCUGUACUCUUGCUGCUCGGAUGGAAGCUGCUGUGGCGCCGGGGAGCUGUGUUAUAACGAUAAGAAGCCGUCAAAGGGACCAACGUAUUGCUGCGCAAUGUACACCGAGAAGCAAUGUGACACGGGGUGUGUGCCUAUGCAGUCGGAAUGCUGUGGUAAUGGAUACUAUUGCCGAUGGGGCCGGACGUGUCGUGGAGGCUACGGUGGCACGGACAGCGACGACGACGAUGAUGAUCAUGAGACCACGACGGAGCGUACGACAAGGACAUAUUCACCUGAGACCGAAUCAGGCUCCUCAUCGACAUCCACAUCGACAUCCACAUCUAGAGAAUCUUACACUAUCACAGAGACGAAGAGCGGCAGACGCUCGACAUCGACAGAUUCCAGUGAGAUCACUACCUCCUCGUCAUCUUCCAGCGAUGCAUCAGAAUCAACGUCAUCAUCCAGGACAACAUCGACGACAAGAUUUACUGGUGUUGCGACUGCUCUUGCAGCGCCAAAUCCUCAUAGCCAAGCAGGAGACUCCGCCGCGAGCUCCCAUUCAACCAGUCUGAACACCAGAUUUAUAGUAAUACUGGCCGGAAUAUUGGGUUACUUGAGACUAUAG
This is a messenger RNA of Aspergillus clavatus NRRL 1, 819 nucleotides long. RefSeq lists its product as uncharacterized. The record is from RefSeq and is a predicted model, not a curated record. The coding region runs from base 1 to 819 and encodes 272 amino acids. NCBI's taxonomy places the organism in Eukaryota, Fungi, Ascomycota, Eurotiomycetes, Eurotiales, Aspergillaceae. The transcript has 2 exons.